AUGGGUGAACAAGAUUCGAUCAAAAGCGCGCCUUAUGAGCAGCGCGAGUCGAUGCCUCCUUACUCCAGCAAGCAAGGAAUGGUAACCAGGGAGCCCUAUGGACCAGCAGGCUUCCGUGGCCUCUUCUCCAACCCAUACGUGGCCAUGUGUGCAGCUUUCGCUACGAUCGGCGGUCUUCUCUUUGGAUACGAUCAAGGUGUUAUCUCGGUGACCCUUGUCAUGGAUCAGUUCCUUGGCCGAUUUCCACGUGUCUCGAGUGAAGCAUCAGGAGCCGGCUUCUGGAAGGGGUUGAUGACUGCUAUGCUCGAGCUGGGCGCCUUGAUUGGUGCUCUCUUUGCUGGUUGGAUCGCAGACAAGCUAUCCAGGAAGUACUCUAUUGUCGUUGCAGUCAUCAUAUUUACCAUUGGAAGUGUUUUGCAGACAGCAGCAAUGGACUACGCGAUGUUGACAGUUGGACGUUUGAUCGGUGGGUGGGGAAUCGGAGCUCUUGCAACUAUCGCUCCACUCUACAUUUCCGAAAUCGCACCUCCCGAGAUUCGCGGUGCUCUCCUUGUUUUGCAGGAGUUCAGCAUUGUUCUCGGCAUCGUAAUCGCUUUCUGGACAACCUAUGGUACGCGCUUCAUGGCCGGCGAGUGGUCAUGGCGUCUUCCGUUUCUCAUCCAGAUGAUUCCAGGCCUUGUUCUGGGUGUUGGCAUUGUCUUCCUGCCGUUCUCUCCACGAUGGCUCGCUAGCAAAGGACGCGACGACGAAGCGCUAGUCGUACUAGGCAAGCUUCGUAAGCUCCCUACUGAUGACCCGCGUAUCUUUCAAGAAUGGUGUGAGAUCCGUGCUGAGGUCACUUUCAAUCAUGAAGUCAGCGUUCAGAGGCAUCCCGAACUGCAGGCCAAAACCCGCAAGAAUGAGUUUAAGCUUGAAGUGCAAUCUUGGCUUGACUGCUUCAGGCAUGGGUGUUGGAAGCGCACUGUCGUUGGAGUGGGCAUCAUGUUCUUUCAGCAAUUUGUUGGUAUCAACGCUCUCAUCUACUACUCGCCCUCUCUCUUCGAAACACUAGGCCAGGACUACGAAAUGCAGCUUCUGCUUUCUGGCAUCAUCAACUGCACGCAGCUCGUUGGUGUUGUAACAAGUCUGUGGACUAUGGAUCGCUUUGGACGCCGACCGUUGCUCCUUGUGGGCGCUGCUCUCAUGUUCAUCUGCCAUCUCAUCAUCGCCGUCUUGGUUGGCAAGUUUGGUGACCGAUGGCUGGACUACGCAGUGGAAGGCUGGGUUGCUGUCGCCUUCCUAUUCUUCUUCAUGUUCAGCUUUGGAGCUACUUGGGGACCAGUCCCAUGGGCUAUGCCCUCAGAGAUUUUUCCGUCUUCAUUGAGGGCGAAGGGUGUCGCACUCUCAACGUGUUCGAACUGGUUCAACAACUUUAUCAUCGGUCUUAUAACUCCGCCUCUCAUUCAAAACACUGGCUUCGGAGCCUACACCUUUUUUGCCGUCUUCUGUCUGCUCGCCUUCGUUUUCACAUUUUUCGUUGUGCCGGAGACCUCUGGCAAAACACUUGAGGAAAUGGACCAGGUGUUCAAGGAUGUCAGCAGCGAGGCGGAAGAGCAACAAAAGGCUCGCAUCAUGCGCGAUAUUGUGGAAGGCAAGCAAAACGAGACCGUGGCUGUAGUUCCCUAA
Alternaria burnsii is the source of this 1665-nucleotide messenger RNA. RefSeq names its product arabinose-proton symporter. Lineage: Eukaryota; Fungi; Ascomycota; Dothideomycetes; Pleosporales; Pleosporaceae. Gene Ontology annotation, molecular function: carbohydrate:proton symporter activity. The record is from RefSeq and is a predicted model, not a curated record. The transcript is spliced from 6 exons. Gene Ontology annotation, cellular component: membrane. Gene Ontology annotation, biological process: transmembrane transport; carbohydrate transport. Bases 1 to 1665 code for a protein of 554 amino acids.